AUGGCUUUGGUUCAAAAAUAUGGUAGGCCGGAUCUUUUUAUCACCAUGACCUGUAACCCCAAUUGGAAAGAAGUUAGAAAUGAACUACUCCCUGCAAAAAUGCCACAAGACCGUCCUGAUUUAGUCACAAGGGUAUUUCAUGCCAAGUUUGAGCAAUUAAAAGAAGACAUCAUCAACAAAGGGGUGCUGGGAAAAGUGGCUGCACAUGCUUUCAUUGUUGAAUUUCAAAAACGGGGCCUACCACAUGUUCAUAUGCUGAUUAUGUUAGAAGAAAAUGACAAGCUUAAUAACCCUGAUGAAUAUGAUCGCAUUGUUAGAGAUGAAAUACCAUAUGAGGACGAGGAGCCUCAACUUUAUGAUGCAGUGUGUACACAUAUGAUUCAUGGUCCAUGUGGAACUCUUAACCCAAGACAGUCAUGUAUGAAAAAUGGGAGUUGCAAUAAAGGCUACCCAAAACCAUUUGCAAAUUUCACUGUGCAAGGGAAUGAUGCAUAUCUUGUAUAUCAGAGACUAGUAAGUCGUUUACCGGUACCUUCGCGUAGACGAGGAGAUGUGAUGGUGGAUAACAGUUGGGUGGUUCCCUACAACCCAUGGUUGCUAUUACGGUAUAAUUGUCACAUCAAUGUUGAAAUAUGUGGGAGCAUAAAAAGUGUCAAGUACUUAUAUAAGUAUAUCUAUAAAGGUUCCGGCAGAGUGGCACUUGAGCUGCAAUCAAACCCAGAGUUUGAUUAA
Molecule: messenger RNA, 732 nt
Organism: Rosa chinensis
Lineage: Eukaryota; Viridiplantae; Streptophyta; Magnoliopsida; Rosales; Rosaceae
Exons: 1
Coding region: 1-732 (243 amino acids)
Source: RefSeq, a predicted model, not a curated record